AUGUCGACAGUUCUGCUAGCAGUUAUUGCGGUCAUCUUGUGUGUACUUUUCAGAAUAUUGAAUGUUAAUAGUCAGCCCCAAAAACCUGUGAUCUACGGAAGAGAUCGAAGUUUUAUUGAAAACAUUCUCUUUAUUUCACCAUUUCUAAAUGAACCAUACAUACCGACUCGUCUAUGGGGCUUCAGUGGACAUGUGCAGACAAUUCUACACAGUCUAAUUGGACGUGUCCGUUGCCCCUGGCCCAUAGGCGGACGAGUGUCGCUAGUGCUGCCCGACAAAUCUACCCUCACCUACGACCUCUAUGAACCGGUUGGAAACGAACAUGAAGAUGACGUGACGGUCGCGAUCUGUCCCGGCAUCGGUAACACAUCGGAGAGCGUGUACAUACGAACCUACGUACACUAUUCGCAAUGCCACGGCUACAGAUGCGCCGUGCUGAACCACAUUGGAGCUCUCAAUAGCGUACCAGUCACCGGCAAUCGGAUCUUUUCAUACGGGCACACAGAUGACUACAACUAUAUGGUAGAGAAUCUUUUGGACCGAUACCCCAACACGAAACUAAUUCUAGUCGGAUUUAGUCUGGGUGGCAACCUGAUAUCUAAGUACUUAGGAGAGGACAGGAAGAGGCCCGCGAAUAUCAUUGGUGGAAUCUCAAUAUGCCAGGGCUACAAUGCUAUUGACACGAUGGUGUACCUCCUGCAAUGGCAGAACUUCCGUCGUUUCUACCUGUACAUAAUGACGGACAACUAUCGUAACAUUAUCACACGACACAGGAGAAUGCUGCUGAGCCCUGAAAUGAAGAACAGAUACGCUUUAGAUGAGAAGCAGAUCGUCUCCGCUGGUACAUUGCCUGAUCUCGAUGAAGCUUAUUCUAGGAAAGUGUACGGCUUCGAAUCGGUGGCUGAUCUCUACAAAUGGAGUUCCUCUGCUUUCUAUCUCCACAAUAUUAAGACCCCAAUGAUUUUCGUCAAUGCUCGCGAUGACCCCAUCGUACCAGAACCCCUAUUGCCUAUUGUCAGGGAAUUUGUUAGCUCGCACGAUAAGGCAAUGUAUCUCGAACUGGCUCACGGCGGACACUUGGGUUUUUACGAAGGAGGUUUGGUAUACGCCAAUCCCGUCAACUGGCUGGACCGCGCCCUCGUCGGACUUGCCGGAGGUUUGCUCAUGGCACAUAACAAGUGCUCACAUAAAGACGUCGCCGCCUCCGUCGAUUAUAUACCCUCAGAAGAUCAGAACGAACCAGAUCUCAUCAAAUCAGCCACCAUUGUCUACCGUGAUCCAUUAGAAAAGGCACCCCAGUUGGCAUAUUAG
Molecule: messenger RNA, 1311 nt
Organism: Spodoptera littoralis (African cotton leafworm)
Lineage: Eukaryota; Metazoa; Arthropoda; Insecta; Lepidoptera; Noctuidae
Source: the annotation of a GenBank genome assembly